CGACCUCACCAAGAUGGCCGCCACUCGGGCCCCUCGCUCAGCUGUGGUUUGUGGUCGCUAGGCAACGUGGAGACUCUGCGCGGAGAGGAGCUGAGACGAUGGAGGAGAAUCUGCGGCGUCUCCUGGAGUAACUCCACCAACUAGAAUGAUGGGGUCGGAGUCGGUGAAGGUGGUGGUCAGGUGCAGGCCCCUGAACGACAGGGAGAAGGCCCUGGGCUCCAACAUGGUGCUGACCAUGGACCUGCGGCGCUGCCAGUGUUUCAUAGAGAAGCCCGGGGCGGCGGAUGAGCCUCCCAAGCAGUUCACCUUCGAUGGGACCUACUUCACCGAUCAAACCACCGAGGAGGUGUACAACGAGAUCGCCUACGCUUUGGUGGAGGGAGUCACUGAAGGAUACAAUGGCACAAUCUUUGCCUAUGGACAAACUGGAAGCGGAAAGUCAUACACAAUGCAGGGGGUGUCUGAGCCUGCAGCCCAGAAGGGAGUCAUCCCGAGGGCGUUUGAACACAUCUUUGAGAGUAUUCAGUGUGCAGAAAAUACGAAGUUCCUGGUGAGGGCGUCAUACUUGGAGAUUUACAAUGAAGAAAUCAGAGACCUUUUGGGAAGCGACACCAAACAGAGACUGGAGCUGAAAGAGCACCCAGAGCAUGGGGUGUACGUGCGUGACCUCUCCAUGCACACCGUGCACAAUGUGGGCGAGUGUGAGAGAAUCAUAGAGCAGGGCUGGAGGAACCGGGCGGUGGGCUACACGCUGAUGAACAAAGACUCCUCCCGCUCCCACUCCAUCUUCACCAUCCACUUAGAGAUCUGCAACACUGAUGCAGCAGGGCAGGACCACCUCCGAGCAGGUAAACUCAACCUUGUUGACCUGGCAGGAAGUGAGCGUCAGUCCAAAACCGGUGCCACUGGCGAACGACUGCGUGAGGCAACCAAGAUCAACCUCUCCCUCUCGGCCCUGGGUAACGUCAUCUCAGCCCUGGUGGACGGACGCUCCAGAUACAUCCCCUACCGGGACUCCAAGCUGACGAGGCUUCUGCAGGACUCUCUGGGAGGAAACACACGCACCUUGAUGAUCGCUUGUCUCUCCCCGGCUGACAAUAACUACGAGGAGACCCUGAGCACGCUGCGCUAUGCCAACCGAGCCAAGAGCAUCCAGAACAGGCCGCGGAUCAACGAAGACCCCAAGGAUGCUCUGCUCAGAGAGUAUCAGGAAGAGAUCAAGACGCUGCGGGCCCUCAUCUCAGGCCAGCUGGGCAUGGCUAACCUUUCCACUCUGUUGGCUGGUCAGUUGUCUCAAACAUCCCCUGAUCUUCCUUCAAGGCCAGAGUCAAAUACCACAGAAGCAGAGAAGGAGAAGAUUAAAGAGGAGUAUGAGGAGAGGCUGGCCAAGUUGCGGGCCGAGUACAAUGCAGAGCAGGAGUCCAAGGCAAAGCUGCAGGAGGACAUUGCUGCACUGCGUUCCUCUUAUGAAUCCAAAGUGUCCAAUCUGGAGAAGGCCCGAGCCAGCAGGGGGAGCACUGUCCCAAAGAAUGUUAACAGGAAAUCCUCUGGCCAUCACAGAGACACAGCAUCAGUGAGCUCGAGCUGUAUGACACAAGAGGAGCUCUGCCUUAAAAAUGACACCUUGUGUCUCAGUGCACCGGGAGAAACUUCUAAGCCUCCUGCUCCUUGUGCUGAAGAUGAGGUCCAAAUAGGUUCAGGUGGAGACGGGCUCAGUGACUCAGAGGACGUCGCCACAGCAGAACCUCUGGACCAGAAACAUGUCCUGGAAAGGCUGCAGCAGCUGGAACAGCAGGUUGUGGGAGGAGAGCAGGCCAGGAACAAAGAGCUGCAGCAGAGACACCGGCAGAGGAAGAAUCUCGCCGACCAGAGAAAAGUGCAGCUCAUCCGAGCGCUGUCGGAGAACAGUGAGGAGAGUGAAAAUGUGCUGCUGAAUGUCUACAACUCUAUCCAGGAGGAAGUCCAUGCCAAAAGUCAAAUCCUGGUCAAGGUGCAGGGAAAGCUGAAAGCAGCCAAACUGGAGAUCCGUGACCUGCAGGCAGAGUUUGAAGUGGAGCGGAACGACUACCUGGCAACCAUCCGCCGGCUGGAGAAGGAGGGCCAACUGCUGAACAGCCUGCUGGAGCGCAUGGUACCCCUGGUGCGCCGCGACUGCAACUACAGCAACCUGGACCGCCUGAAGAAAGAAGCGGUGUGGGACGAGGACAGUGUCACUUGGAGGCUGCCGGAUGUGAUGGUGCAGAAAACAACGCUGCCUUCAGCCGUGCAUACAAAACCAUCAACCAGAAGAGGCUCAGCUGCUGAUGGUGGAGAACCAUGUUUGCAGGUGGAAGAGGACAGGUAUAAGGAAAUGCUGGACCGCAGUGACAGUGAGAACAUCGCCAGCAGCUACUUCAAGUCGAAGAGGACCAGUCAACUGCUGGGGGGGGACACUACCAAGGGACACGCCAUCCACUCUCCUCCUCUUGUCAACGGAGCAGCCCACCUAUCACUGAGCAGUUCUGCUGUGAGCUCAUCUGUCAGCUCUGACUCCGUCAUGCCUCGACCCUUCCGCCUGGAGUCGCUGGGUGCCCCCGUGUCCAAUGGUAAGGGGAAGCGUAAAAAAAGCAGAUCUCAUAAUGAGGCGAUUUAAAAAGACUGUGUGUGAACUCUCAUGUCCUACCUUCUCUAACACGCCUCAAUGUGUUUUUUGUUUAAAGGUCCAGUGUGUAGGCUGUAGAGGAAGUGUAAUGCUAAUAUUUAUGUUUUUAUUGAAGUAUAAUCACAGUUUCUGUUCACUUAAAACAAGCCCUUUAUAUCAGGGACGGGUCCUCUUCCACUUGGUCCAACAUGUUGCAGCACCAUGUUUUUUACAGUUGCCCAGAACAGACACAUCCAAACACUGGCCCAUCAGAGGGUCUUUCUUGUAUUUUUCACUUGCAGGAAGGUAACGGUCACAAAUAUGCAAAUGCAGGAGAAUUUCUCAGGUCAAAGCUCACCAAAGUUGAACUCCACACGAAGCCACGCUGUGGAUUUCCUUUGCCAUCGAAGGUUUAAUUUGCUCCCUCGCUGCUGCAUUUGCAUAUUUGUAUCACGUUGGCUGGGCUGUGUACCGGAUUUUUUCGCUGUACGUGCCUGUAAUCAGGGAAAACAUUGGGCUCGGGUCAAUGUUCUAACACACGAAACCAAAUGCCUGUCAGGGUCUGUUAGUUUUCAGACUCUACUUCUCCUCCACAGGAGGGGAAGGGUAUUCAGUUGAACACAAUAUACAACUUUGCCACUAGAUGCCACUAAAUCCUACACACUGAACCUUAAAAAUAUUGAAUACAAUGUGAUUGGUUACAUACAGUAUAUUGUAGAUGAUCCAAUACUUUUUGAUAACUACACAUAACCAGAAAUGUAUACAUCAGGCACUUUUAGUUGACACAGAGUGAUGUCAUGUGUUUUAAAUCACAGUUUGAAUGUUAUUGGGAUCAGUUACCUUCAUUAUGAUUCUACCCUUGAAUUUUUGCACUGUACUUCAAAACUUUCGUACACUCCAACUGUUGUAACGUUCACCUGCUGCUGAAUAGAUCGAAUAAAUCAA
Molecule: messenger RNA, 3565 nt
Organism: Paralichthys olivaceus (Japanese flounder)
Lineage: Eukaryota; Metazoa; Chordata; Actinopteri; Pleuronectiformes; Paralichthyidae
Source: RefSeq, a predicted model, not a curated record